This is a messenger RNA of Caenorhabditis elegans, 1782 nucleotides long. It is a transcript of the gene syp-5, whose product is annotated as PH domain-containing protein. The record is from RefSeq and is marked reviewed. The coding region runs from base 8 to 1651 and encodes 547 amino acids. Lineage: Eukaryota; Metazoa; Nematoda; Chromadorea; Rhabditida; Rhabditidae. The transcript has 9 exons.
UCAAUAAAUGUCCCAAUUACUGCUGAAUUUGGAGGGAAAAACGAAAAUAAAGGCGAUCGCUCGGAAAAACGAUCUUUGCGAAAGGAAAUCCUCAAAUCUCCAUCAUUUUUGUGUGGAAUUUCACAAUAAUUAUGAGUUUUUGGAGAUCGGCCUCUCGGAAGCUAGAAGUUUGGCAUCAAUCAGCGACAAAAACGUGCUAAAUUCGAAUCGUAAAGCUGAAAAUUAUCAGAAAAAAUGGAAGAAUUUUGAAAAAGAAUCCAUCCUCAAAUUGAAUUCCAUCAUGGAAAAGAUCUCUUCUCACUCUCAACCUUCACAUCAUCACACGAACGCUUCAAUCACUCUUCCAUACGAUGCAACAAUCCAAAAAAUCGCUGAAAAAGAGAAAAACCUCAGCAAAUUGCUAAAAGAACUUUCAAUUGUCGAUUCUUCGCUGAAAGAGGAGAAAGCAAGCUUCGAGAAGACUCAAUCUGCAUUACUCAAGGAGAAGGGAAAAAUUGAAAAGGAUAAGCUCAUGUUGAGAGAAGAAGCUCAGAAACAGGCCAGCAUGAAUGCGGAGGUUCAGAAGAAAGAGUUGGAGAGUCAGGAGAGACUUUCUGUGUUGAAUAAGCAAUUUAUGGAGGAGAAUGAGAAGAAAGUAAAGCUCGAGCAGGAGGAGCUCGACUCGAAGAACGCUUAUAAUGAUUGCCUCCAAUUAAAUAUCCCGAAUGCAGAAUCUCAAAUGAUAACUGACCAAUUGGCAACACUCGACGAGUUUUAUUCGGAUCUCAAUAAUAAUUCAUCAAACGAAAUUAUGGCAGAGAUUCCGGAUUUUGAAGAGAUUAUCGACCUUUUUAAUCAAUUUAAAUCGUCCAUGGAGUCGCAAAAGGAUAUUUUGAAUACUUUGGCCGGCCUCGAAGAGCAAUUGGGAGAUCAUCAAUUGGAAAUCAAAAGCGUUCGCAAGGAUAUUAACAAGUUAAAGGGGCUUCAAGGGAAACAAUCGUUUUACAAGGAAGAAUUGAAGCUGAAAAAGUCGGCGCUUGAAGAAAUCCAGAGAAAAAUCGAUUAUGAUCAAGACGUUUUGAAUUCUUUGAAAGUCGUUGAAAAAGCUGCGAAACCAGAUGAUUAUCUGCGUCCAAGAAACUCGAGAAAGGAAUCAGUUUUCCGCAAACUUCCAAUACCGGAGCGCUCGAUGCAACACGAUUCGGAUACACUGGAUACCAGGAAAAACUCGAAAACCAUGUUGAAAAAUGAAUCGACCCGCCACUCAAAUCCAGGAAUUCGACUUCUGAAAGUUCCGAACAGAGAUUCAGACGAAGAAUCGGAGAACUCAUUCGACGACGGAACCACUCAGGAUGAAUCUGGAGUUAACGCGUUUUUCGGACAAUUAUCUGAUGAGAAAGAGGAAUCUCCGACGGCUGUCGAGUUCUCAAUGGCUGCACAUUUGACAGAAUUUAGUCAACGACAGGCGGCUGCUGCGGCCAAGAUGAACAUGAAAACACCGGAGAAGAAGGUUGUGGAGAUUGAAAGUGACGAGGAUGAUGAUCUCGACAGCAGUAUUAUUGCUCCGAACAGAGCCAAAUCAAAGGAUGACAGGAAAAGUGAUGAUAGUGACGAUGAUCUGAACGACGAGGAGGGUGAUGCGGAUCAAAGUAUCUGGGGAAGCGACGAUUAGAAACGAUUAUUUUUUUUUAUUGCAACCAGUAAAUAUAAUUAUUUUAAAUGUGAUUUAUAAUUUUGUGUCAUUCGGUUUUGUUUUAUACCCACACCUUUUUUAAAAAAAUAUCUGAAAUUGUUUCUUAUUCG